AUGGCCGAGCACGAGUACAAGUUCGACGUGGCCAUGUCGUGCGGUGGCUGCUCCGGCGCCGUCACGCGGGUGCUGCAGAAGCUCGAUGGCGUCUCCUCGUUUGACGUCUCGCUCGAGACGCAGCAGGUCGUCGUCAAGGGCACUGCGCCCUACGACACGGUGCUGGAAAAGAUCAAGAAAACAGGAAAGGAGGUCCGCAAGGGCGAGGUCAUCUCAUAGACAGCGAGGGCCAAGUGAGCCUAGCAACGUGCCCAUUCCUUUAGAGGGCGCUCUCCUGGGAAAUUGAUGCAUAACCGCCGCCGAGACGUUUGAUGGCAUUAAGAGGGAGAUUAGGUUGAUGUACAGGAUUCUUGCGAUUAGCCGGGACCGAAGCUGUUUUUGCCAGCCUCCGUACCAGGGAUCUUGACGUGGUCUGUUUGCAGGACGGCUGUCAGCAUUUAGUGGGAAAGGUCAGAAUCACAGGCUCGACUGACCCUUGGCCUGUGGUGCGGCUUCAUAGACAAUGUUCGUGGGACCCUCCCUCCUCAGGUCCUGCCACUCGCCACGGAGGCCGAGAAAGUAGAUGCGGCUUGUGUCACUGCCC
Messenger RNA from Acaromyces ingoldii, 583 nucleotides. RefSeq names its product putative ATX1-antioxidant protein and metal homeostasis factor. Gene Ontology annotation, cellular component: cytosol. Gene Ontology annotation, molecular function: copper chaperone activity; metal ion binding. The transcript is spliced from 3 exons. Gene Ontology annotation, biological process: copper ion transport. The record is from RefSeq and is a predicted model, not a curated record. Bases 1 to 219 code for a protein of 72 amino acids. NCBI's taxonomy places the organism in Eukaryota, Fungi, Basidiomycota, Exobasidiomycetes, Exobasidiales, Cryptobasidiaceae.